GGAUUUCUUAAGGAAGUAUACGGUCGCGAAACGUGAUUGGACAAUAUCGACGCCAAUCAUUGAUUCAAACCAUCCAAUCCACGUGAAACUAAAAAGCUCCGGCUCCGCCUUCUGGUGUUUAUGAGCCUAUAUGUAAUAACUAACAAUAACUAACUAACUAACUAACUUAAGCUACAUUGCGCUCGAGCUACUUUUACCUCAGAAUUCAGACCAAAUAUUUUCCGAGUAUUUUCCACAGCGGAUUGAAUCAGAGGCUCGGACCCGUCUGAGGCGUUGUCAUGGUUACCGAGCUAGCCUAGCAUGGCUUCAGGUAAUCGGCUAGCUGGCUAGCUGCGCUGGGAGGAUUACAGUAACGCGGUGUUGUUAACUAGUUUAACCCGUUAACUUUUUAUUGCUGUGUAUUUAUAUUAAGUGUGAGAUUUUGUCCAUCUUGAUGUCAUCUCAGUUUGCCUGUUGAUCAGUCAGUAAGAUAAAGGGGGAAGAUGCGAUGAUCCUGUGUUCGAGUUAAACCCGUAAGAAGAAAGAAUGCAAUAUUUCUGCUGUGGACUUCAGUGCUGUACAAGAUGAAGAAAAUAUUCCAUUUCACCAAAAGGAGAAAAGGUUCUCCAAGUGGGUCUGAAACAGCCAGUGUUCUUUCUGUCGGCUAUGAGCUGAAAGAGAAAGACUUGGGCAAGUUGCACAAAGCUGCAUUAACAGGAGAUGUAGCUAAACUCAGACAGCUCGCCAAAAAGAACGAUUUAAACCAGCUUGAUAAAGAGAACAGAACUGUACUACAUAUAGCUUGUGUUCGUGGACACACAGAAGUUGUUCAGUAUUUGGUGGAAAACAAAGUUAAACUCAAUCUAUGUGACAAUCAAAACUGUUCUGCCUUAAUGAAGGCAGUGCAAUGCCAGCAGGAUCGCUGUGUGUCCAUCCUUCUUGAGCAUGAGGCAGAUCCCAACUUGGUGGAUAUCAAUGGGAACACGUCGUUGCACUUGGCUGCCCGCAUCCCGUCAGUGCCUGUGGCGCUAAAGCUGCUUGAACACAAGGCGAACAUUAAUGCCCAGAACAAGAAAGGUAAUACUCCCCUGAUGCUGUCAGUGGAAGAAAAUCAUGCAGACAUGGCUGAAUUUUUACUUAAGGAGGGGGCAGAUGUCAAUCUGCAGAACCAGGAACAACGAACCCCUUUACUGAUUGCUGCUUGCAAGGGACAAAUCAGUAUGGUGCGACUGCUCUUGCAGUACAAUGCAGAUAUCACUGUGAAGGAUAAUAAAGGAUGGUCAUCUGAGGACUACGCUGGGAUGAAUGGGCAUCAUGCUUGUUCCCAUCUGAUCAUUGAACAUGGAACAAAGAUGAAGGCCUUGCAAUCACCCUCCCAUCUUGUCUUCAAUAAAAACAAGCAGACUUCACUAUUGGGCAGUCCCGAGGCUGGCUUUGCUCUUGGAGGUCCAGCUCUAGGGAAAGAUGGAGGAUGUGCAAAAGAAGAAGGGAAAGAUACAGAGGACAAUUCACAUGCAGACUCUAUCAGUAGAGCAUCAAAAAGUGGUCCUGCUGAUUCCUGGCAAUCGACAGAUGGUGAUGAUGAUGAUGAUGAUGAUGACGAAGAGCUUGAUCUGGGCCCAAAGAAACCUCAAAAGAUAAACUUGAAGAAACUCAUGAGUGCCUCCAAACGUGAAGGGAAAACAUUCAAUGUGGAUCCAGAUAAAUCCUGGAGUGGAACUGAAUCCGAGCCUAUCAGCGAGGGCAAUGCAGUAGAGCACAUGGCUUUCCCCAGUAGCAGUACCUUCACCCAGCACCCUGUAACCCCUAAACCUAUCUCCUUUUCCAAUCUUACCCAGAUGACCUCCAUCCCCCUCAUCAGCUCCCAAAAGGAAAGAGAGGAAGAGUCACCAUCAGAAGAUGAAUAUGAGGAAGAAGACAUGGAUGAAGAAUGCGAUGAAGUAAAAAACGAAAGAGCGGAGGUUAAGCCUCCACCAAAGACAGAAAUGUUCAAGAAGAGGGAUUUCUUGUCAGAGUUAGGAAUUGAAAAGGAAGAUGCAGGAGAGGAUUCACCUUGGGACUCAGAGUCUGGGUCAGAGAGUCCAAGCAAAAAGGAGCAAAGUGAGCUGAACUCCCCAACCAAGUCACCUAAACCCAUGUCCAGCAUUCACGAGGAGAGCAACGACGCUCUGCAUUAUAUCCCAUCUUUCUUAAGAGGAUCGAAGAACAGUAGUGUAUUCAGGAGCGUUGCUCAGCCUGGAGGUCAGAAGGCAGUGGCAGUCGUAAGGACUAGUCAGGAAGAGGAAGAUGACACCGUUCAAGAGAAAUCAGAAAAGCAGCCCAAACUGCUUCAUAGGGAACCGGUAGCAAUGCUGAAUAAGCUACUGGAGUCCAAAGAUGUUCGAAAUAAGACAGAUGUAAUGGAGGAGCUUGGUUUAGGAGACGUUGAUGAUCUUGAAGAUGCCUCAGACUGGGACUCAGCAAGUACCACCAGUAAAUGCAGUAAAAACCUGCCAGUCUACAAACCCGAGGAAGAGUUACGGAGCGAAACCCUACCGCCUCUACCCGGUGUCCAGGGGCAGGAACGUCGUCCAUCUUUUACAGAACCCCAGGGAGCUGCCAACGCAACAAUGAAGGAAGGAAUAGAACCUUCUCUUUUAGGAACUCGUCCACUGCCAAGACCACGCUCAUUCAAAUCUCAUACCAGUACACAGCCCCAACCUCAAACACACGUUAAUAAGGAGUCCGAUAGACCAAUAAGUGACGAAGACUCAGACCUGGACACAGACAACACCUCCAGUCCAACUAAGAUGACAACACCACUGCCAAAUAUUAUUGAGACUGAGAAAGUGUCACUGGUGGAGGAAGAUGGAGAGAGUGAUUAUAGCUCAGAGGCCAGUGAACACCCAGGAGAGGAGAGAAAGACUUUAGAGGCACAUGAGGUAGAUCUAAGUAGUCCAUGUCAGCUACACCCCUCUGAAUCCCAGACCCAUGUGGUAGAAGAGAAAGAAAAGGAUGAAGAAAAUCCAUCAUUCGAUAAGAAUACCUGGGAGCAACGCUACGAGAAAAUCUGGGUGGAAAUUGAGAAAAAGGAAACAAAAUCCCAGUACAGAAAUGUAACUGCUGAGCUUAAAGAAAGAUUCGGAGAGAUGGAGAAGGAGCAAAGAGAGAAUUCCCAGGACAAAGAGAAAGAAGAAGCAAAUGAAGAUAUAAUAAAAGACUCAGACAUUCUUCAGGGAGCAUCUGAGGAAGACUCCAGUGAAGAAGAGGAAGAGCUGAUGGUGCGACCCACUACAGGGGCUAAGAGAGUUAGACUGCUGACUAUUACUGAGCAGAGGGAGUCUGGACAAGAGGAAUCGUACUCUGAGGAUCCUCCCAAAAAUGAUUUUUCCAAACACAAAAAUAUCCAGCAACAUUCCUCAGAAACUCCAAAUAAAACUGCUGAAGAAUCAGAAAGCAGCUCUUACCAAAGGUCUGGCUGUAAUGCAGAGUCUAUUAGGAGUGAAAAUAAACUGGCUUCCAAGUGUAAUCUCAAGACUCCAUUGACAACGAAUCGAGAAUCGUAUCAGGAAGCGGAGAUAAGUGCGCUGCAGUUAUUCGGGAAUGCAAAUGUUCUUCCCUGUAGGUCAGAUGCAGCCUCUUGCAACUCAGAUGAAUUGGUUGAGGAGGGCCUACAGAGGUCCAGAACUGAGAGCGGUUUGGCGAAGGCUGGCGUCAUGAGAGGAGAACCUACAUCUAGAGCAUUUUGGAACACUCUUGGUUGUGGUAAACAAUCAGACGCUGACCAAGGAAAAGGCAAGAAAGCAGACGCCAACCGUGACAAGCCAAACCCUAAACAGGAAGGGACACGUGAUAGCGGAUCUCAUCAGAAGGACGACACGUUAAAGAAAAAGGAUCACGUUUCUCCGAAAUGGCCGACAAGAAGCCCAAGGAGGAGGACAACACUACUUGAUGAUGAGGCCAAGGGAGCAAUGGGUAGCCAGGGGAACCUGCUACAUGUUCCUGCCCCAAAGCAGUCUAGAGAGUCCUGCCCUGUGAACCACCGUAACGGAGGCCCCCUGUCUGUGUUUGAUGAUAGUACAUUAAGUGAGGUGUCAGAAGAUGAAGGAAGGUCUCCAUCUUCAUCGCACAGGGCCGAGAAAAAGAUUGAUGGAGAGUCGGAAAUCGCAGAUGACUUUGAAGACCUCACACAGUCUUCCGACACCGCUACGGAAGAGCUGGAAUCUGCUCCAUCAGGCUACUUCAAUGCCGCUCUACUCAUCAAGCAGCUGGACGCCAGCUCUAUAGAUUCAGUGAGCAUGGUGAAGUUGCAAAACAUGUUCCAUGAGUAUGAGCGCACUAUCCAGAAGGAACGCAACAGAUAUAGAAGACUGGCUGAUAAGGUUUGUCAGCUGGAGCAAGAGCGGAAUGAGCUCAAGCUCCUGCUGGAGGAUAGCAGAGAGAACAAGUCCAUCCUGGAGCACCUCCGACUAGACCUGGAGACAGACCUCAACAACCUCAAGUUUCUGCUGAAGCAGGAACAGGAAAAGCACCAGAGUGCUUCUAUGCUGUAUGAUAAGUCUCGGGAACAGCUGUUUAGGAAAGAGGAGCAGCACCGGGUGGAGGCAGAGGAGAGAGAGAAAGUGGAGCUCAAAAUGAGGAACCUGGAACUAGAGAUUAGGGCUCUAACGAACAACAUGAAGCAGUUGGAGGAAGACAGAAAUGAAACCCAGCGUCUUUUGGCCCAUGAGAAAAGUUCCCGAGCCUUACAGGAGGAUCUGCUGAGAAGUCACCUGCGCAAACAGCAGGACAUCGAGGAGAACCUCAGGAACCAAUCCAAGAGCAAUGAGGCGGCAUCCCAACUGACUGAAGCCAGUGGGCAUGAGAGGGAGCUGCAGCAGCAGGUCUGCACUUUGCAGGAAGAGCUGAGCUCAGUGCGGGGUGAACUAGAGCACGUUCGGUCCCUCAGCCAGCAAGAGGAGAGCAGAUUGGUUGAUGAGAGAGAUGCACUACGGGAGAAACUAGAGGACGCUCGCCGCGACCUAAAGCUAAGUGAUGAGACUCUGGCUCAGACUGUCUUCCAGUAUAAUGGGCAGAUGAGCACCCUGAAGUCAGAGUGCACACUGCUCAGCACCAAACUGGAGCAUGAGAGGCAGGUGCGCCAACAACUGGAGGCUGAGACAGAGACAAGCAAAACACGGCUCCAGGUAGCAUUGCAGGAGACUGAGAGGUGUCAGGCGGCCCGUGCGGAGACCGAGCGCACCCUGCAGCGUGAGCGUGAACAACAUCAGCGAUCUGAAGAGAAGUGGGCAUCAGAAUCCAGCUCGCAGCGUGACACAAUCCAGUCACUUUCUCAGAAGCUCAGUGAGGCCGAGACCCGUGCCAACAGCUUGGAGAAUGAGUGGCACAGAUCCACUAUGGGUGUGGCUGAGAAGAGCGCUCUGUUGGAGACGGCAGCUCGCGGACAGGAACAGACCCGUGCACGGCUUCAGGAGCUAGAGGGGAUGCUGCAGAGCGAGCGUGAUCGGGUGAGCCGUGCGACCGCUAGACACGAUGCCAUGCAGGAGAGGCUGGCACAGGCGCAGAGCGAAGGUGCCUUGCUCAGGCAGCAGUUGGAGGAGGCACAGAACAGGGGCACAGCCAAGGAGCAGGCUGUUACAAACGCGCAGGAGUGCUUCACUCAAGCUCUCAACCAGCUACGUGCCAACGGUGAGGAGAGAGUGCAGCUGGUUGAGGAGAGGAGCAAAGAGCUGGCAACCAAAAAUUCUGAGCUCAGAGAACAAAACUACAGACUAGAGCAGGAGAAAGCUGAUAGAGAGAGUACUGUGAGGAAGCUUCAACAGGAACUGGCUGACUCUCUAAAGAAGCUGGCCAUGUGUGAGGCAUCUCUAGAGGUGAACGCUCGGUACCGCAGCGACCUGGAGGAAGAGAAAACACGCAAUCAGAAAGACAUAGACAGACUCAAGGGAAAGCUUCAGGAGAGCGAGGAGCAAAACCUUCAGGUGGAAAGGCGCAUUAACAUCCUGAUGGGCACUUUGGAGGAGAAGGAGCGGGACCUCGUCAACACCGGACAGAAACUCCAGGAGGUGCUCGCUGCUACAACCAGCUCAGAACAUAUCACUAAACAGCUAGAGGAGGCAGUACAGAGGUUGGAGAUUGAGAAUGCCAGACUGGAGGCAACAGUAAAACAACAGAGUAACCGCAUCGAAACACUCCAGAAAGAAGUUCAGGAAGCUACUGCCCUGACAGAUUCUUCACCAGGAGGAGGGGUACGGAAUCAACUGGAGAAUCUAGUCACAAAUCUGCAAAGCAGUAAGAUGACCCUAGAGGAUCAGCUCAGUCGAGAGGUGCAGAAGCAGAGUAUGCUUUCCCACAAUGCCCAUGACUCUCAGGCCCUGUGGGAAGAGGAACUGAAGAAUCGCUCACGGUUCGGUCUCCGACUGGCUGAACUGGAGAAAGAGAAAGGAGACCUCAGCAAUCAGAUGGAACUGGAAAAGAAGAAAGCCAAAAAGAUGGCAGAGCAGAAAAAGGCGGUGGAUGAACGACUGGACCAAGAGAUGAAGAGAAACACGGAACUUCAGAAAGAAAUGUACAGAUUGCGUACUCUGGUGAAAACUGCUAAGAAGAAGCUGCGGGAGCAGGAUGGAGGAGAGCUGGGUUCUCCUCUGGGCAGUCUGAGAGGAGAGAUGUCCAACAGACAGAAUGAAACAGAGUUUGCCAUCAGCAGGAUGAAGAUAAAAGUGGAUGAGCUACAGGUGCAGUUGGAACGGGAGGCAUCACGCUGCUCUAAGCUGGAAAACAUGAACCGGGAGCUGAAGGAGCAGCUCAGCUCUCUGAAGGCCCUGGGUCGCAGUCACGAGCGUCUGGAGCGCAGUAAGCAACAACUGGAGGAGGAGGUGACGGGACUACGCAGGAGGGUGGAGGCUGGGGUCAUGGACCAAAGCCAGGCUGAACAAUUCCGUAGGGAGACGGAGGAGAGAGCCAGACAGGAGAUCCGCCAUAAACUAGAUGAGAUCAACCUCUUCUUGCAGACACAAGCAGCGUCUCAGGAAGCUCUAGAGCAGAUGAAGGCUGCCAAUGAGGCGAGUCAGAGAUCUGAUCUGGAGCAGCGCAUUAGGGAGCUGGAGGCUGAACUGAGUCGCACACACACCACGCAGCAGGAUUGCCUUCUGCAGAGAGAUUCCAGCCGCACGGAGCUCGAGCGGUACAAACAACUGUACACUGAUGAGCUGAGACUCCGGAAAAGCCUGGCUACUAAGCUAGAGAGGUCUAACGAGCGGCUAGCAGAGGCCAACGCAAAGCUACUGAGCGAGAGGCAGAACAGCAAGACUCUCCUCAGUAGCAGUGUAGUUAACGGAAGUCUAGGAGGACCGGCGCUGGACGCACAUUCCUCUCUGGGCCGUCUGGGUUUGGGAGCGUCUCUGCUCAGCCCUCUGGGGGACCCACACACCAACCGUGUGGAGACCUACCUGGCAAAGAUGCAGUCUGAACUGGAGAAAAACAUCACAAAGGAGCUGGACUAUGGCACAAGCGAGCUAGAGGCUGCGUCUACCCGGAUGUCUCCCGUGGGUUCUGCUUGCGGAUCCCAGAAGAACCUGAACUCAAAUCUGAACGUGGAGCAUCAGAGCAGUGACGCACUGAGCAGAGCCACACAACAGUACCUGGAGGUUCUCAAAAAGAACUACAUGAUCUGAAACCUUUCACACUAGAAUAAGCCAGUGGGACCUUAGCACAAUGAAUAUGACUGAAAAAUUUGUUUACUAUAUUAUUUUUUAAUUUUUUAAUUUUAAGUAAAUCAGAAUUGAUUGUGGAGAUAAAGCCACCGUUAUAACUGUUCGUUUUUUACAGAUAUAAUAAUAUUCUAGUGCUGUAAAAUUCCCUUUACAGCCUUCAGGUACAGUUUUUCCUGGUAGUUCUGGGCUUGAUGUGUCUGUCUGUGAAUCUUCAUUGACGUAUCGGAAACAGCACUGGCGUCACACACACACACACACACACACACACACACACACACACACACACACACACACACACACACACACACUACAA
Tachysurus fulvidraco (yellow catfish) is the source of this 7983-nucleotide messenger RNA. RefSeq names its product ankyrin repeat domain-containing protein 26 (gene aard). Gene Ontology annotation, molecular function: protein binding. The record is from RefSeq and is a predicted model, not a curated record. Lineage: Eukaryota; Metazoa; Chordata; Actinopteri; Siluriformes; Bagridae. The transcript is spliced from 46 exons. The coding region runs from base 564 to 7631 and encodes 2355 amino acids.